Messenger RNA from Pseudogymnoascus destructans, 738 nucleotides. RefSeq lists its product as uncharacterized. NCBI's taxonomy places the organism in Eukaryota, Fungi, Ascomycota, Leotiomycetes, Thelebolales, Thelebolaceae. The record is from RefSeq and is a predicted model, not a curated record. The transcript is spliced from 4 exons. The coding region runs from base 1 to 738 and encodes 245 amino acids.
AUGGCGAAACGCAAGGCACCUGAAGAACUCUCCACUAAUGUGAAUACUAUCAAAGCUCGCAACCGCGUCUCCAACCUUACUGAAGAUGAGAAGGCUGUUCACUUAGCACUCAAGGCUGACCAUGGUGAUCUGAGCUACUACUUAAAGAAGUUAUAUAAGUCUGCAAAGUAUAUCGCUGCCUCUACUGAAGACAAGACACGUCUACAGAAUGAAUUGAAGGUUGAGCGUAUUCGUGUUCGGACUGAGAAGGGUACCCAUGCAUCUUGCAUUGCGAAUCAGAAAGUCAAGAAUAUUAGCGCCUCUUCUUCUUCUCCACAAGCACCACCAUCUACUCCGCCACAACUUCUGUCUGAGCUUGCUGCAUUUGAGGGUAUCUCAAGUAUCCCAAUCGAUGACGAUCAUAACAGCGAAUGGGAGGAUACUGAGGUUGAAGACGAUUUGGAGUUGGAGCUUAUGUUACGGCGCAACGAUAUUUUAAAUCACGAGGCUGUUCUACCAGAUGAGCUUUCCGAUGAAGAGAUCGCUAGCAUCCAGGCUCUCUUAACUCAAGCACGCAUUGAUGCUGGAAAGCUGAGAAAGAAGCCUGAGCGUCUCUUUGAGUAUAUGCCGUGGAUUGAUGUAGAGGAAGGUUCUAGCUUCAAAGAGGCAUUCUUACUUGUCUACUCUAAGAAGUUUGAUAAGGAAAAGUGGGCUAAGGUAUCAGCUGCGCAGGAUAUGUUGUUCCUGGAGCUAGAGUAG